This is a messenger RNA of Dermacentor andersoni, 378 nucleotides long. RefSeq lists its product as uncharacterized. Lineage: Eukaryota; Metazoa; Arthropoda; Arachnida; Ixodida; Ixodidae. The record is from RefSeq and is a predicted model, not a curated record.
AUGCGUGGAAAGCUUGAUGUUGUCAUGACCUACAAGGAGAGCAGCAGCCAUGAAACUCUCUACGUUGUGUCUGGAGACUGUGCACCACUCCUCAGUUUCUCUGCAGCUUCCCGUCUAGGACUAGUCCAGAUCACGUAUAGUGUGGGAGACGUUACCAACAGACUGGAUCCGAGGAUGGCCUACCCAGACCUCUUCAAGGGAGUGGGCUGUCUAAAGGACUUCCAGGUGCACCCCCAUGUUGACCCCAGUGUUCAACCAGUAGCCCAACCUCACAGACGCAUUCCCUUCUCUAUGCGAAAGCCACUGGAAAAAGAGCUCGAAAGGCUACAGUCCCUUGGCAUAAUCGAAAAGACUGAAGGACCAACCCCCUGGGUAUGA